AUGUCGUUGAACGUUGCGCAUCACCCAAGUGGAGCCGGAGUUGUCGUUUUCGCCGGGGAAUACAUUAUUUUGUACUGCUCCGGAGUGAACUUUUCGGCAGAGGGUGGAGACAACCCAGUUAUGCGGGGAUCAAAGACAGGGAAGCUGUACUUGACGACUCAUCGGCUCAUAUUCCUCACUGACAAAAAGACGGACGGGCUGCGAUCUUUCUCCUGUCCGUUCUCAACUCUGCGAAAUGUGGAGCUGGAACAGCCGGUGUUUGGUGCGAACCACAUCAAAGGGUCCGUGAAGUCCGAGCCAAAUGGCGGCUGGACCGGCGAGGCCCGCUUGAAGCUGGCCUUCAAACAUGGCGGAGCCAUAGAUUUUGGCAAGGCUAUGCUCGAGGCUGCCAAGAUGAGUUCCCGAUACGCUGCAGAGAAGAAAGAUGAUCCGCCGCCGUCGUACGACUGGUCCGUGGGCCCUGGUGGCGGUCCGGGGUUGGCCACUGCGCCCCCGGCUUACUACGAAGUACCGAAUCCGAAUGGAAUGUACGGUUGGAUGCCGCCGUACGGCGCCUUUCCGGAACGGCCCGAGCCCAGCUCCGUGUACAUGAUGCAAGCCCCGCCGCCGUAUCCGGGCAUUGGCGGCUACGCGAGUCAGCCGCCACCGCCGACCGAAAUCGGCUUUGUGGACCCCUCGACGAACAUGGUGUAUGCCUCGGCUCGUCCCUAUGCUGAGACUCCACAGAGUUCUUCAGAGUCGAACCUUGAUGUAGUGACAUCAUUUGUCCUGGCACAUUUUGUGGCACUAAGCAAGGGUAUCUCUGAAUUUGGCGGUUUGUAUGAGAGGAAUGUUCUGGAGAGAGUAUCUACUGUAGGGAUAGUUGUUGUUGUUGUUUGUCGUUGUUCCGUCGCGUGUGCGAUGAUGAGCGGAAAGGAGGAGCCUGGGCUCCAAGAGCAAUUUGAGUGUGCGGUGCGUGUUAUUCGUGGACUCCCGAAGGAAGGACCCUACGUUCCGUCCCAUGAGUUGCAGCUUCGGUUCUACGCGCAUUUCAAGCAGGCGACGGAGGGUUCCUGUCCCGGAUCCCGCCCGAGGAUGUGGGAGCCCGUCAAGCGGGCCAAGUGGGACGCUUGGAACGGCCUGGGCCACAUGUCCAAGGACGACGCCAUGCGGGAGUAUGUCAAGGAUCUCCUCGCGAUCGUGGAGACUAUGUCCUUCACGGAUAACGUCGCCGACUUCCUGGCCGCGAUGGGGCCACUCGUCCAGUACGUCGACCUGAGCAAGGUGUUGGGUGAACAAGCGACUGAAGUGACCUUGCAGGGGGAAACGGCUUCAUCGCAAGUCCCGAGUCUUUCUCAUCACUCCUCGUCGGAAGCCUUUUUCAGCCAACAAGAGGAAGAAAGAGAGGAAGACGAUUGGUCCACACCCGUAUCUUCCACGUGUUCUUCUUCAUCCGCCGCGGAUCCUCUGGAAGACGAACACGAAUCAGGCGACCGGUUGAAGAAAAAACUCUUGCUUCCGCAUCGCGAAACCGUGGCAACGAAGGCAAAGGCCUCGGCUGUCAAAGAGGCGUCUCCGAGGAGACGAGGCAAGACUUGUUGUAGCUGCAAGGAUAUUUUGGAGCGAAUGCGACGAGACGUGGCGGUGCUGAGUGAACGUGUCCAGAAUGUGGAGUUGGAACAGAAUAAGUCGCGAAAGUCGUUGGAAUCGGGUGCCGCCCUUCACAGAGCUCAGACAUUGCCACAGAGCGAAUCUGGAGCUAUUGGAGGAAAUGGACGAGGAUGGUCUUAUUCGUUGGUGUUGGUGUUGCGGAGAUUCGUUGCUGGCAAGGGCCCAGUGCUUGCAGCGCUUUUUAUGUGGCCCGUGGUGCUUCAAGUGGCUGUUCUGAUAUUUGUUCGCUUUUACUUUUUGCGGUGA
Molecule: messenger RNA, 1896 nt
Organism: Notodromas monacha
Lineage: Eukaryota; Metazoa; Arthropoda; Ostracoda; Podocopida; Cyprididae
Source: the annotation of a GenBank genome assembly